CCCGGGUGCAUCCCCGCGUCCCCCCGGCGCAUCCCCGCGCUCCGCCCCGGUGCCAGCCCGGCCGCCCGGAGCUGCGGCGCAGGAACCCGCCCCCGGUAACGGCGGUGGCGGCGGCGGCGGCGGCGGCGCGGGGCCGCCAUGGCCAAGCAGUACGACGUGCUGUUCCGCCUGCUGCUGCUCGGAGACUCGGGCGUGGGCAAGACCUGCCUGCUCUGCCGCUUCACCGACAACGAGUUCCACCCCGCGCACAUCUCCACCAUCGGCGUGGACUUCAAGAUGAAGACCAUCGAGGUGGACGGCAUCAAGGUGCGCAUCCAGAUCUGGGACACGGCGGGGCAGGAGCGGUACCAGACCAUCACCAAGCAGUACUACCGGCGGGCGCAGGGCAUCUUCCUGGUGUACGACAUCGGCAGCGAGCGCUCCUACCAGCACAUCGUCAAGUGGCGCAGCGACGUGGAUGAGUACGCACCCGACGGUGUCCAGAAAAUCCUCAUCGGGAACAAGGCGGACGAGGAGCACAAGAGGCAAGUGGCCAAAGAGCAAGGGCUGCAGCUGGCCAGGGAGUACGGCAUGGACUUCUACGAAACAAGUGCCUGCAGCAACCUGAACAUCAAGGAGUCCUUCACGCGGCUGACGGAGCUGGUGCUGCAGGCGCACCGCAAGGAGCUGGCGGGGCUGCGCGCCGCCGCCGCCCCCCCCGACCUGGCCCGGCUGGAGGAGGACGAGCAGCAGCCCCCGGGGGGGCAGGACAGCCCCAAGAGCUGCUGGUGUUGAAGCCCGUUCGUUCCUCCACCCCCCCAUACACACACAACCCCCCCGGCUCCCCGCCGCCGCCGCCAGACCCGUUUUGGGGAGGGGGUGGGGGGGGAGCUUGGCGUGCAUGGGGGGGGGGUCCCAGGCGCUGUUUGCACACCCCGCGCCCCCCUCCCGCCCCCCGGUUUUGCACACUCGGUUUCCACAAUAAAGGAGAUGCUGGAGCCCCCCCACACCUCCCCAGCUGGCUCGUCUGGUGCCACCGGGACAGGCGUCACCCCGGCAGUGCCACCGCGGCGUCCUCGGCACCAGCCAGGGCACGGCAACCCGAGCGGCGAUGAAUAAUGGAGGGGCCGGGCUGGUGUCCCCUUUCCUGGCUUGGGGACACGGCCGGGGGGCACGCAGGGACAUCGAACAGCGGGCACUGGGGUGGCGGUGGGCACCAGGAUGGGUGGGAACUGGGAUGCCGUUCCUUACUGGGAUGGGUGGGCACCAGUGGGUACCAGCCUACUGGUGGGCACCUGGGACAAGGCCAACUGGUCCCAGCAGGCUGGGGAAGGGGAGGCGUGGAGGCAGCCGUCCCUCCCCGGGCACACCCAGCACCCCGUUAUCUCCCAUGCGCCCCAGCUGUGUGGGGCACCCUUUCCCCAACGGGGACAGCGCCCGUGCCCCACCCCACGGCGCUGUGAAU
This is a messenger RNA of Anas platyrhynchos (mallard), 1444 nucleotides long. RefSeq names its product RAB15, member RAS oncogene family (gene RAB15). The record is from RefSeq and is a predicted model, not a curated record. Gene Ontology annotation, molecular function: GTP binding; GTPase activity. Lineage: Eukaryota; Metazoa; Chordata; Aves; Anseriformes; Anatidae. Gene Ontology annotation, biological process: Rab protein signal transduction.